Mycotypha africana is the source of this 360-nucleotide messenger RNA. RefSeq lists its product as uncharacterized. Lineage: Eukaryota; Fungi; Mucoromycota; Mucoromycetes; Mucorales; Mycotyphaceae. The transcript has a single exon. The coding region runs from base 1 to 360 and encodes 119 amino acids. The record is from RefSeq and is a predicted model, not a curated record.
AUGACCUGUCGUGGAAGAGCUCUGUCGGCUGUUGGUGAGCCUGCUGUCGUAGAAACGCCUUCAGGGAGAGCUGUAUUUCAUACAGUAUGGGGAGCUAUCUCUUCCGCAGGCGUAAUAAAUGUGUCCAUGAGAGAACUGGACAACGUAAAGAGGAGAGAAAUAGCCGGAGCGACUAAGCGUAAAGCACCAGGUGAUAGAGUGUCAGUUCCUGAUGGAACUACCGGUGCUCACUAUACGCACUUCAUUGUUGGCACAAUGGAUAUUAUGGGCACAUUUCCAGAUAUGCAAGGGCAUCGUAUUGUUAUGGACAAUGCUCUUGUUAAGGCAAAGGUUAAAAGUCAUGCAUUGAAAGACACAUAA